Molecule: messenger RNA, 7586 nt
Organism: Platichthys flesus (European flounder)
Lineage: Eukaryota; Metazoa; Chordata; Actinopteri; Pleuronectiformes; Pleuronectidae
Gene: gpr52
Product: G protein-coupled receptor 52
Exons: 1
Coding region: 1820-2941 (373 amino acids)
Biological process (GO): G protein-coupled receptor signaling pathway
Cellular component (GO): membrane
Molecular function (GO): G protein-coupled receptor activity
Source: RefSeq, a predicted model, not a curated record
UGUGUGUGUGUGUGUGUGUGUGUGUGUGUGUGUGUGUGUGUGUGUGUGUGUGUGAUAGCUAGAGAGAGAGAGAGAGAGAGAGGGAGGGAGGCAAGAGUAAGCCAGUCACAGCAUCUCUCCUUCUCACUGCACCAGGGUUGAGGGAGUCUUCGUCCCUUUGCUUCCCCCGCUGCAGAUUUUACUCAUUUCCAUCAGCGCAGUCAUCUUUUUUUCUCCUGCUUUUUUACUUGCUUUUGACAGAUGCAUUGCUUUCAUCUCUUUCUGUGUGCCAAGAUCUGAGGAUUUAUCUGCUAACAACAUGGGUUGCCCUGUUUAACGGAAUUAAAAUGCGGACGCCUGCAGAGGACAGUGCUUAAGACUGGGACUCCAAACGAUACUUCUUUGUGUUGCUUGAGUGGAUUCCCCUUUUGUUGCAAUGCCGGUAUUUUGUACAAGGCAACAGACACACUGAGAGAGGAGUUUAAAACAAGGCUGUACUUAGCAUCAAUAGAUAAUACUUGAAUUGACUAAUUCGAGUUAGAAAGUCUAUGAUGGCAUUAGGCACUUGAGGAGAAGUUAGUAAAACUGUUCCUGCGGAUUCUUCAGAAGGUCACAGCAAAAAUGCUAAUGAGUUGAUGGGAUAAAAAAGUGGAAUUUUGAAUGAUCCCCACACCCCUCUCUGCAAGCGUCUGCCACAGGAUUGCUGAGGAGCCAAAGUGAGUGGAGCGCUGAGUUAUUCAGCCGGCCUCUUAUUGCUCCUGGAGAGUCCUUUCACCUGCCUCCACGGAACUCAGACAUUCAACGCUUUCAUCAACUACUGGCGUUUUACAUUUGUUUAUCUUUUGCAAAUUGCAGUCCAGAACACUGAGAGGCAAGUUUGCAAAUUUGGAUUUAAACUGCACAUCACUUUAAUGGCAGUACUCAUCUAGACAUUUUAAUGCGCUUGGUUGUUACCUUAUUCUGCCUGAGGAUGCCUUGUAAACACAUUUUCCUCCCAGCGCCAUGUGUGUUGAGAGAGCUGUGACAUUAUCUCCUGCGGAGAUCCCCUUGUUGUUCUAGCCUGUGUCUGUGUUUUGAUUCAGACAAUAGCUGGACAUUCAUGGGCUCCAGACACUGACCAGCGGACCACCAAAAUAAGGGAAGCCUGCUUUAACAUAGUAAACACACGAGCACAUUGAAACUUUGGAUGUACGAGAUGGAUGUAAUUAUACACCAAGAGAGACUCUCCAAAGUAGCUUUUUCUCUCCCCAGGAAAUAGUUGCUUAAAUGUAUUUUUUUUUAAAGGUAACUGCACACUGUAAAUUUGAUCUGAUGUUCUCCUCCCUCAAAUCUUCUGUGUUCUCUGCCCUUGUGAGGACAGUUUAUGCUGUGAGUCUCCCGAUGGCAACCCUCAUUAAAAUCAGGAGAUGGGGCCACUGACUGGCAGGCAAAGCAGCCGGGAAACUCGCCUUUGGGAUAGAUGCUGGCCACAGCACAAUCGCUACUCUGCCUUAGGUUUACUGAAGGAAUACAGCUUUUUUCCCCCUCUCACUCCUGACUGUUACCCACCCACUACUUUCACUAACCAUGAGUGAUUGGAAAAGGAGGGCUGAAUGGCUUGUCCUACUAUUCCAUAGUCUUUAUUGAUUUUCCUCAAGUCAGUGUUCAUUUGAUUGAGACCCAGCUAUGUGAGUGUACGGUGAAAGAGAGAAUGAUUGGAGAGUAUUGAGCUCUGUUAACUGAGGGCGGUUGCAGAUGCCCAGUAAAGAGCGGGAGGAGGCAGGCAGUUCUCCAGUUUCAGGCCAGCUGCCGUAUGGGUGGCACACCACAAACCUGACCCACCUGGAUAGCACCCAGAACAAUGAACCAGUCUGAACUGACAACGGACCCAGUGCUCACUGCCAACAGCAGCCAUGGAGACUUCUUUCAUGGACGGACCUCCAACCACUCUUGUCCCUUGGGCUGGGGGCUAAAUGAAGGCCUAGAGACUUGCGUCCUGGAGACUGCUGUCAUUGUACUUCUGACAGUGCUCAUUAUUGCAGGGAACCUGACAGUGAUCUUUGUGUUCCACUGCGCCCCCCUACUACAUCAUUACACUACCAGCUACUUCAUCCAGACAAUGGCGUACGCCGAUCUGCUGGUGGGUCUUAGUUGCCUGGUGCCCACCCUGUCUCUGCUCCACUACCCAGCAGGUGUCCAGGAGCCCAUCACGUGCCAGGUUUUCAGCUAUGUUAUUUCUGUGCUGAAGAGUGUUUCGAUGGCCUGCUUGGCUUGCAUCAGCGUGGACCGCUACUUGGCCAUUACAAAACCACUAUCUUACAACCAGCUGGUGACACCAUGUCGGUUACGAGGCUGCAUCACCCUCAUCUGUGUCUACUCGAGUCUGGUUUUCCUGCCCUCCUUCUUCGGGUGGGGUAAGCCAGGAUAUCAUGGGGACAUUUUUGCGUGGUGUGCUCACUCUUGGCCAACUUCUGCCCUUUUUACAGGCUUUGUAGUUUGCCUGCUCUAUGCACCUGCUGCACUUGUUGUCUGUUUCACCUAUUACCACAUAUUUCGCAUUUGCCAGCAGCACAACAGGGAGAUCAGUGAACGACGAGCACGUUUUCCAAGCCAGGAGAUGGAGGCUGGUGAGGGGGGUGGCAGUGGUGGGCAUCAGGGAGGGCACGGACCGGAUCGACGCUAUGCGAUGGUGCUCUUCCGCAUCACCAGUGUUUUUUAUAUGCUUUGGCUGCCCUACAUCAUCUACUUCAUGCUAGAGAGCUCCCAUGUGCUGGCCAGUCCUGCCAUUUCCUUCAUCACCACCUGGCUGGCCAUUAGCAACAGCUUUUGCAACUGCGUUAUCUACAGCCUCUCUAAUAGUGUUUUCCGCCUGGGCAUGCGUAGACUCUCGCAGACAAUUUGCUCUUUCAGCCACUGUGCAGCCGAUGACAGGGAUUUUGCGGAGCCUAAACCAAGGAAGAGGGCAAACUCCUGCUCCAUCUGAAGGUGUGACCUCCUCAGGACGAGAACUCUCCUGGAAUCUAUCAUUGGGAAAUCUUAACAGGCUUAGCGGCUUGUUAACUUUCAGGGUUAAACUGGCAGAAAGUAAACAGAGAAUACUGUCUGUUAACUGACACUAGUGACUUUGCUUUGGUCCCAAUUAUCCAUCGUUCAUUGCAUUACCAGGUUUUAAGAGUUGGAUGUAGUGUCUAAACAGACAGAGUUAAUGAGAGCUUGGCACCCAGUGAUGGCUUUUAUUCUAUGCUAUGUGACAUAGGUGUUGAUCAGAUAGAAAGUAGUCUCACUAUGGUUUUCACAGCUUUUACAUCUGACUAUAAGUCAUUAACCACCUAGUUAGAAGAAAAAGAAAAACAAUCCUCAGACAGCAAAAGUGACUCACUCUAUUUCAGCCCUGUGACAUUUUGUUAGUGUUUGUCAAUCCAAUUGACCUUCUACUGGAUGUCCCCUCAUUUUCUGAUGUAUGCCUGUCAUUAGCAGAUACAAGACAACUUUCACUUACUUGUGCUCAUAUACCUGUUUAAAGAUUGUAAAUUCAUAUGAGAAUUUGUAACUGGACGAACACACAAAGUGACAAUGAUAACAGCCAGUAUGCUGCUGAUAAAUAUCCGAUGUGUUUAGCCUUGACUGUUCAAGAGGAAAGUGAAGAGUUCUUUUUCUGCUAAGGUAUUUUGAAAGAUAUUCAUGAUGCACUGGUCAGGUAUUCUGCCACUACUGAUAAAGUCACCAAUCUGACAGCUGGUUGAAACUGAAUCAUGCUGUUUACUCAGACCUUCUGCAGAACCUACUAGAUGAUCAGUCAAUGAACAGCCAUCUUCAAGAGUAAGAUAUCUAGUAUUGCUCUGCAUAGAUAGUUGUGCAAAACUUACUUCUACAUGACCAUGUUCGGGCCAAGGACUGUAAAGCUUCAGAGAGGAGUUGUGAAACCUUUAAAUCAGUUAAAAUCACCAAAACUUUACAUAUUUACAAAUCUAUACUAUGGAGAGUCACGUUUUUUCAUACAUUAUAAUACAUUGCCUACCGCAGUAGUGUCACCUGGGUCAAAUUGUCCAUAGAUGAAGCUGCUUCCAUUGUGUACCAAUUAAGAUAUAAGAUGAUUAUCGUUGGCCACCAAUUAAUUGGUGCAUCACAGAAAAAAAGCACCUUAUAUGCCUGGUUUCACACAAACGCGUCUGUAUUGAGGACCUUGAUACAGUGGCGUGAGUGUUGAGGGCAGUGAACUGAUGCUCUCGGCAGAUAACUAGCCAGCACAGUGUUUUUCCCCAAGGGUACCCUUUGGCAUAAAAUAGCUCAUCAGAGCCAGGGUUCCCACCAUUGGUGUGACAUUCCUGAUAUGGCUGUGUUAUGAGUAUUCUGCUAACAGUUUGAUGCAUGAGUGCUCAUGACAGCCAUUUCAAACCAGUAAAUAAAUAUUACAUCCCUCUUCCCCUGUGUACGGAGGGCCAUGUUCACUGGAUAGAACUGGCAAAAUCAUCCAGUAUUAUCUAACAACGUAUUUCACAUUUUCUUUUUUUUCAGUCCUGACCUGAAGAUGUAGCUUGGUUUGAGGUGCUUUGCAUCAGUGGCACGGUGUUAUAUUUAUUUAGGUUGAUGGUGGAUUUUAUUCCCUAGCAGCAGUGAUCAGCGGCUCAGGUUAAUGUGACCUGAUCUGUCUAGAGGUUGCUGUGAGGUUAAAACUGAACUGAUCUGAAAUUACAUGCUUAAUUGUGAUAAAGGUGUAAGGCUAUCAGCUUAUCUUGUGUUGGGUUUGUUUUGGGCUGGUGAAUGAACACAGUAUUUGGUGUGCACUCAUCACAUGGCCAAACCGAACUAGGAGUUUAAAAUUGAGGGAAAUAAUAUUGAAUUUUAAGCUGGGGUUGUUGAAAUGGAUACAUGAAACAGAUGACUGUACUGAGAAGAGCAAACUAAAGGUUUAGGAGUCCUUAACUGUUUAUAUUUUUUUUUAAGAAGGGGAUUUAACUUAAUUAUGCUAUAAUAAAUAGAUUUUCUGCUCUUGUAGCUAGGAGACUGUUUCCCAAUCCUUUUUGAUUGACAAUGCAGAUGAUGUGUGCUGGUGAAGCAACCUCCCAGACUGCCUUUGGUUGUGAUUCUCACCCUUUGCUGCAGCACAGUACUAUAGUCAUUCCAGUCAAUUUACCUAGUACACAUUCCCUCGAUCAUUGGAUCAGUGUCAAAAUGUAAUUCAUUUUGCAAGAAUACAGCCACGUACUAUAGCCAAUGAUUUCUCUCUUUGCUUAUAUAGUAUUCCGUGCUUUAGGCCUUGCUUGUUGUGUAUAUUUGGCCACGCUAGAAACCAAGUGACCCUAACCCAGUCCCUUGAUAUCGUUACUGUUGUUCCAUUCUUUGCUGCUGAACAGUACCCAGUGCAAGUCACUUUAAAGCUGCAUUAAGUGAUUUCUUUGACCACUAGAGGCAGAAAGACUCUGAGCCUUUUCCUUAUUAUAUUUAAGUCACAUGUUAGCAAGCAAUUGUUAAUUGACACACCCUGCAGCAACCGAUCUACAUGAGCAUUCCAGUAGAGUCUUUCUGGCCACCUUAUGAAUGUAAGUAAAUUUUGUUUUCAAGCCAAUCGUCUUUUGGGUUACUCACAUGCUCUAUUUUCUUCACCAGCUACUUGUUUACUUUAGCUCUUUGCUAUUUUGCAUGAGGUUUGUAACGUGCAGUCAACUUGAAAUAGUUAUGUGCUGGUAGUUGCUGCCCAUGGUUUAUACUCUAUGUGCCAGCAUUGGUUUGGUUUUGUUGGUUCAGACAACUGAGAUAACCGAAUCGUUGAGGUAAAAGCAGCUGUGUAAAGGGGUGUUGAGUCUCAUAGAGAUCAUCAGCAUCCAUCACCCCUUAACAUAAUCAGGAAUUAUUUGAUUCAUUGUUAAUUUCUUAAAAAAGUAUUGCUUUAUGCAGCUUUAAUGCAGUACAGAUUGUUCUGUAUACGUGCCUAAAGAUGUAUUUUGUAGGAAAAGUGAAAAAAAAAAAGAUGCUGAGAAGUAAUUACUGUUACAUGGACAUGCUGCACUUUUUAAAAAACUUUUUCCAACUACAUGAACAUACCUUGUACCUAUUUAGGUUUAUAAAGGUACAUAUGAUUUAAUUUUUCAUGACUUUGAGAUAGGGUUUCCACUUAAACCAAUAAUAGGUCAAGUCAAUCAUUUAUCACAGUCAAACUGACUACUAUGUUCAAGUGGGUUCAUGUUCUAUUAUCUGACAUCGACAUCAUAUCUGUAAGAUACAAGGAGACACCAGAUUUGUCUGAGUCUUGUGAUUUCCCUUUUUUACCUAUAUGACCUAAAGAACAACAGUAGGAAAUCACAGCCUAGCCUUGUGAUUUCUUUAUAUUCAUUUUGAUAGCUCGAGUUGUUUGUUCUCUUUUGGAGCAGAGUGCCGUGAGGUAGUAGAUGAGGUUCAUAGGGUCUAAAUUAGUGCUGUAUUAUCAUAACAGUCUGGUGACAAAACAACAACACAACACUAUAUAUGAUGGGAAACAAAAUUCUGUGAUGACCUUAAAAUACAAUAGCUUUGUUGUUACCAUAUAAUGUGCAAGUUGGAAUAUUCUAUUAAAGUGGAGAUUACAGUAUUUGGUCAGAUGUUGCACAAAUAUGCAUUCCUUUGUUUGGCUUUAUUUUGUAGAAGGUUAUGUAAUGUAUGUGUCUUGGUUCAGGGUUUCAAAAAUCCAAAAGCCAUUAAUUGAAUAUUUAAAACAAAUAAAUUGUUAAUAUGUGUCUGUAUUACAAUGACCAAACUGACGUGUUUAGAAACUCAAAACUGUUCAAACAAGCUGUCCUACUUUGAAGUGAAUUGAUAGGGACUUUUAUAUUAGAGAGAUUAGUAAAAAGUUUAAUUAAAGGUCAACAUGUAUUUAUUUAUUAAAUUAUGUUUAUACCUUUAUGCAAUAUACUGUAUAUGGGUAUAAUGUAUGUAAAGUGUGUGUAUGUUUUUAAACUGCUGUAUAGCCAAAAGACACUUCUGAAAAAAAAAAAAAAAAAAAAACUGACAAAGGUGUGGCACACCCAUUUGUGUUAAAUCAACUAGGCUGCUAAUGAUUUAAGUAGGAGGCAGAGUGUGUUAAAUUGCACAGUAUCUAUUUUUUUAUUUUGAAAUUUUGUCAAAGGUUAUGGUUUUGCUGUUGCUGCCAAUCCAAUAAAGAUAAAAAAAAUAGUGGACAUUGACAUUUGUGAAGUCGCUUUUGUGAAAAAUGUGUGCGUCUGUGGGGCCAAUCACUAUUUAGCCAGACUUCAGAGCUGCCCUCUUGUUUCCUCCUCUUGGCUUGAGAUAUGGACUCGUGACUGAUUCUCCUGACUUGAUGGGAUCUGUGCUAUAAGCCAAAACCUGCCUCUGCAAAAACAAUUAAGCUGCCUUUAACCAAGAUGGUUGGAGAGAGAAUAUUUUUUUUAAUUAGUUAGUGUGUAAGUAUCAAUGUAAGUAGGAUACGUGUGUAUCUGCAUGCAUAAUGCAAAUCUAGUGACAAGUAAAAUCGAUUUAGUUUUAUCUUCUAUCUGAUAAGCAGAUCAAAUAUCCAAGUGAUUGGCCACCCUCUAAUUUUACAGCCAUUUUGUCAGCGAGUGAAACCCUUUGGUGGAAUCUAAAGUCACUUUCCAAAGAAGUUCUGGCUUCUGAAGGUUGCACCAGAAAUCCCAGUU